This is a messenger RNA of Botrytis byssoidea, 1347 nucleotides long. RefSeq lists its product as uncharacterized. The coding region runs from base 1 to 1347 and encodes 448 amino acids. Gene Ontology annotation, molecular function: sarcosine oxidase activity; flavin adenine dinucleotide binding; L-pipecolate oxidase activity. The transcript has a single exon. The record is from RefSeq and is a predicted model, not a curated record. NCBI's taxonomy places the organism in Eukaryota, Fungi, Ascomycota, Leotiomycetes, Helotiales, Sclerotiniaceae.
AUGACAGCCUAUACACCCCCUUCGUCGAUUCUCAUAAUCGGCACAGGUGUGUUUUCUCUAAGCACCGCCCUCGCCCUUCUGAAGAGACCCGAAUACAAAAACACAACCAUAACUCUGCUCGAUCGCUCUCCCUUUCCUGCUCCAGAUGCCUCCUCCGUUGAUUCCUCGCGCAUUAUCCGUGCAGACUACGGUGAUCCCCUCUAUGCCGAACUUGCGGACUCCGCCCAGAAACAAUGGCGGCAGACAGGCGAUGAUGAACUUGGCGGCCAGGGUCGAUACUCUGAAAGUGGUUUAUGUUUAACCUGCGACACCUCAUAUGAGAACACCGGGCAAGGAUAUGUACGAUCAAGCUUUUCAAAUGUUCAACGGUUGAUAAAACAAGCUGGAGACACAGACGGAGUCUUAGAAUUGCCAUCAGCAGAGGCUAUACAGAAACUCUUCAAUGUAGGGCCAGGGAGUGGAGAAUGGGGAUACAUCAACCGACGAUCAGGAUGGGCUGAUGCGGGAGCUUCCUUAGUCUGGCUACGAAAAGAGGUUGAAAAGCUUGCCGACGAACGUGUAAAAUUUAUCGUCUCGGAAGUCACAUCGCUCAUCUUCUCUCCCGAUCAAAGCACGAUUCUUGGAGCCAACACUGCAUCUGGUACCCAAUACUUUGCCGACCUCACGAUUCUCGCAGCUGGGGCCUGGAGUGCCAAAUUCCUCGAUCUGCGCUCUCAGGUGCAUUCUAGCGGACAGUGUUUGCUAUACAUUGAUAUCACAGAUGAAGAACAGGAAAGAUACAAAGACAUCCCUGUGCUCCUAAACAUGGCUACUGGUUACUUUAUUCUUCCACCACGGAACAACAUUUUAAAAAUCGCACGCCACGCCCACGGAUACUCAAACCCAACUAUGAUUCCCCAUCCCCACCCCUCCUCCUCAGGCGAGAUGAUUAGCGUCUCUCUACCUCAAACAACUUACGACCACCCCGACAAUUGCGUCCCUGUCUCUUUCCAAAAGGAAGCCGCAAUAGCCCUCCACAGAUUCCUCCCCGAUCUUCCACCCCGUCCCUUCUCACACACAAGAGUGUGCUGGUACACUGAUACACCCACCGGCGAAUUCCUCAUCACCUACUGCGAUAAACCACAAAGUAGCGGCGGUCUUGGGCUUAAAGGUGUGUUUUUAGCAACCGGUGGUAGCGGACACGGAUUCAAGUUUCUCCCAGUGCUUGGAGAGAAGAUUGUGGAUGUAAUGGAGGGAAAGGAUGAGGUGUGGGAAAAGAAGUGGGGUUGGAAGAUUACGGAGGGGUGGGAUGGCAUGACGGACGAUGGGAGCCGGGCGGGUCCAAGGGGGGAGAAACUUUGUAAGUAG